AUAGAGAGAGAAAAAGAAAAAAGAAUUGAAGGGGGGAGUGAGUGUAGCGGAUAAGCAGAGGAUAGGAAUCCCAAAAUUCACAAACACAAAACACAAUCAAACCGUCGAGGAAAAUGGCUUCAAUCUCCACCUUCCCCGCCCUUCACCUUCCAUUUCCAAAUUCAUCCCCCGUUCCCAGGCGUUCCUUCUCUCUUCCUUCCUCCACUAACUUCACUCUCUCUGCCGCCUCCUUCAGACAUUCUCCGGUUCAGGGCCGGAGCCUGCCACGCUUCCUGAAACAAGUCAGGGCAGUUGAAGAGGAUGCCUCUGUUCCCGAGCUAGGAGUUGAAACCGAAGCGUCGUCGCCUUCUCCAUCUGACCCGCCUGCCGUCACCGUGCCCGUCUCCCCCUCUGAUGUUCUCACCAUGUUCUUUCAGGCAGAGGGGACGCUAAAUGAAUCAGCUAUUCCUUCUGUAACUGAGGCUUUGGAGCAAACGGAGGGUAUCACCGGGUUGAAAGUCCAAGUCAAUGAGGGCAUUGCAUCAGUUGUGCUUACAAAACAAACAACAAUACAAUCUACAGGAGUGGCCUCGAGUUUGAUCGAGACCAUUCAAGGUGCAGGUUUUAAGUUACAAACGUUGAAUUUGAGUUUUGAGGAUGAGGAAGAAGUUUUUGUUUAGGUACUCUUGAUUUUGAAGUGUAAGAAUUGGAGAGAGGGAAAGAGAGAAAAUUAUGGAGAUAGAUAAGAUAAGGAAAGCUUAACUAAGAGCUCCAUUAAUCAUUUCAUGGAAGAUAGGACAAUGCAGAUGGUGAAAACCUAUCAUUACCAAAAUGCCCUCAAAGUGCUUAAAUGUAUCAGGUUUGAUGAGAUUAA
Cucumis melo (muskmelon) is the source of this 853-nucleotide messenger RNA. RefSeq lists its product as uncharacterized. Gene Ontology annotation, cellular component: chloroplast. Bases 114 to 659 code for a protein of 181 amino acids. The transcript is spliced from 4 exons. The record is from RefSeq and is a predicted model, not a curated record. NCBI's taxonomy places the organism in Eukaryota, Viridiplantae, Streptophyta, Magnoliopsida, Cucurbitales, Cucurbitaceae.